Lingula anatina is the source of this 1834-nucleotide messenger RNA. RefSeq lists its product as uncharacterized. Gene Ontology annotation, cellular component: mitochondrion. Gene Ontology annotation, molecular function: structural constituent of ribosome. The record is from RefSeq and is a predicted model, not a curated record. NCBI's taxonomy places the organism in Eukaryota, Metazoa, Brachiopoda, Lingulata, Lingulida, Lingulidae.
CAGGUAAAGUACCUACCAGCGUCUUCUGCACAUGCGCAUUAAGUGUUGGUUAAACAUGGCCCAAACUACAAAGCUAGUUGCGCGAUAUCCAACCUAUUUCCAUGGAAAAACUUUGUACGGAAUUGUGUCAAACUUUAAAAAUUUUGGUGUUGGAAGAACUGUUAUUCGUAAUAGUCUGCUCAGAUACCCAGAGCCUUCAUUUUACAAGAUUGUUAAGGUGGAGUUGGAUCUAAGUCGACACUUCGGAAAGACAAAACGUUUUUGCAAGGUUUACGCUCAUACCUGGUUCAGAGGAGAGUACCGUGGCAUCAAAGGCACAGGGGCAGCUUUUAAGGCAGACUGGCGACUCUUACAGGAAGAUGAAUUAGACACCUUUUGUAACCUUGAAAAUGCUCCAGAGAGGCCAGUUAGGGCAGUACCCAUGUAUUUCAGGGCUCCGCCUCUCUACGAAUUGCACAAACUUCAGAGGUUAAAAUUUCUAAAUGUAGAGGCUGAGGCUCCAGUGACAUUGAAAAAUAGUCCCAGUUAAAGAAAAUGCUUUUAUUACGCAGGAUCCAAACUGGAUAGCUGACCCCUAUGUAAGACACAAGGUGGAAGGAUAUGAAGCUGAGUCAGGAUCUUAUGGAGAACUGCCUAAAACUAAAAUCCACCCUAAGACUGUAUAUGGAGACUUAAAAGAUUCUUAAGAGACUUAUUAUGGUGAAGGGGUGUGGGGUGUCAAAUAUUGUUAUAGCAUUGAUCGAUUGAGAAGAAGAAAUAUUGUGUGCAAACUGAGAGGACUUCUUUUUUAAUUGUAGCACUGAUUUGCUGCUUGUUGUUAAUAAUUUAUGAGCUCCAGAUUCAGAUGUUCUGGACAUCAAUCAAAGGCUUUAUUUAGCUUCUUUGCUGGUAAAAUCAGAAUUAAGCCUUUCAAUAAUAAUUCUUUAAAACAAAUUGUAAUACUUAUAACCGUAAUUAUAUAGGCAUUAAAACAGUUUUGAUAGCUGUUCAGGUGAGGUAGAGCUGCUUGAAUUUGAAAACAAUUUUCAACACAAUAACACUUCUUACACAUCACCGAAUGUGAAUUCUAUUGAUAACUGUCAAAGGUAAAUUGAAAUUUUCAAAAGGAACACCAAAAUAAUAAUAAUCAAAGCACAAAUUGAGAACGGUGAGCAGUUUCACACAUGGAAAACGUUAAAAAAUUAGCAAUGUUUUCAUGUUUCACUGGAGUGUUUUUUCAAUAAUUAACUGGUUUCAUUUGUACAUAGCGUUUGGAAAAAUUAACUGAGAUUUACAUGUACGUGCCAGUAUUUCAUCUUCUGACAGAAACUUGUUUAUUUCACAAAUUGAGAGAAAUGAUGACUUGGAAGGUAUAAUUUUGAUGACAAUUUUUUCAGUAUGAAAGAAGCUAUCUGCUGUACACUUGCGCUAUACUACAUUGUCUGUGUGUUUUGUGUUUGAUGUAUCAUACCCGUAAAUUUAAUACGGGGUGUGAAUUGGGGUGGGGGAUUUGCUACACAGUCCGUUCCGUACCAACUUACCGGCGAUUAUUAUCACUUCAGUCUAAGACCCAUCAUCUGUAGCGAUUAACUUAUUUUAUACCUUGUCCCAUUCUGGAUAAAGGUUGUGAUUCAUAUCACAGCGGGUAUUAAUCCUUAUCCUGAACACAAAGUAAUUUCUGUGCUUGGGUGCUGCAGCUUUCAUGUUCACACUAGGAAAACUCCCCACAUUGUAACUUGUAACUUGUCUAAAUUCUAAACAGACCGUCUUUGAAGGUGACGUUUAGGAAAUUUUCAAAUGCUAGUAUUUCUUUCACGUAUAAAAUUUGCGCAAUAUGCAGUCCCUACAGACAAGC